Molecule: messenger RNA, 1353 nt
Organism: Stylophora pistillata
Lineage: Eukaryota; Metazoa; Cnidaria; Anthozoa; Scleractinia; Pocilloporidae
Source: RefSeq, a predicted model, not a curated record
AUGGCAGCCCCUGCGCGAAAGCGAGGCUUUUCGGUAGUAAUUGUUGCUAAGGCCAAUUCAUCUCUGUUUAUGUGCUCCAUUGAUUCAAGUAAACCGGCGAGAACAAAGUUUGCAUCCGAAGCAGUAGUCAAGAAAAGCUUAGAAAAGACUUAUUCAUGUUUUCGAGGUCGCCUGUACAUUAAAGACGAUGCUAUCCCAUCCAUAUUUGCGUGGUCCGUGGCAUCUCCAAAUCGAAAAUCACCGCGAAAAAGGAACUAUGUCGUUGAGAUACCCUCUUCUUGUCCGACAAUGGAUAAUUUGGCGACCAAUGAAAACAACAAAGAGGAUACUCUGGACAAAGAAAUCGCCGAUUUGAGGGCACAAGUCGCCACACUACUGGAGGAAAGUUUAAUUCUUCAAGAAACCAACAAAGAUCUAAUAAAAUCAUUCGACGAACAACUGAGAAACCAGUUCGGCAUACUUAAGUUUAAAGAGUCAGAUUCAGACGUUAACUUUUUCACAGGAUUCCCGAACUAUCAGACCCUGCUGACCUGUUAUAAUUUUCUAAAUCCGGGUACCAACAGAGAAAACAUUGCCUACGUUUCCAGUGUAACCGACGAAGUGGACUUCAUGUGUGCUUCAAGCAUAGAGAGCAAGGGAAAUAAACCUGGCAAGCGACGAAAACUGAGUACAUUGGACGAAUUUUUUAUGGUGCUUGUGAUAAUGAGGCUUGGUUUGUUUAAACGUGACUUAGCUCAUAGAUUCCACAUCCAUCUGUCUACUGUCAAUAGGAUCUGCAUUUCAUGGGUAAAUUUUAUGUACCUGAAAUUCGGGUACCUGAACAUAUGGCCAGAUAGAGAGGCGAUUGAUAAAGCAAUGCCCCAAUCCUUUAAGGACAAGUACCCCAAAACAAGGGUUAUUAUCGAUGCAACCGAAAUCAAGUGCCAAACUCCAUCUUCACUGGUUAAACACAGUGAAACUUACUCCUCCUACAAAAGCCACACAACCUUCAAAGGUCUCAUUGGAAUUUCUCCCAGUGGCCACAUUACAUUUGUUUCACAACUGUAUGUUGGCAGCAUUUCUGACAGAGAACUCACAGUAAGGUCUGGGUUCCUUAAACUCCCCUUUGCAUUUGGAGACAUCGUUAUGGCUGACAAGGGGUUCACUAUUUCUGACCUUCUUGAGCCUAUGGGCAUUGGCCUUAAUAUCCCCUCAUUUGUUGGUUCCAGAAGUCAACAGAACCCAUCUGAAGUAAUUGCUACGCAAGAAAUCGCGUCUGAAAGAAUUCAUGUGGAAAGAGCCAUAAACAAAGUUAAGAACUUUCAACUGUUUAAUCAGGUUGUGCCAUUGUCCUUGGCUGGAAGCCUCAACUAA